Molecule: messenger RNA, 3225 nt
Organism: Orbicella faveolata
Lineage: Eukaryota; Metazoa; Cnidaria; Anthozoa; Scleractinia; Merulinidae
Source: RefSeq, a predicted model, not a curated record
UUAGCACCUCACCAGGAAAUACUUCGACUGAAAAGAAAGCGUAAAAUGUCUGCAAGUUAUGAAAUAUACAACAUGCUUCCUGAAGUCAAUCUUCUGCCAUUAUCUAAAGUAAUUGACUUAAAAGAAUUGUCGAGACUUACUCCUGUCAAAGAGGUCACUUCAAGUCAUGUGGAGUUUCUAGAGAAAUACAAACAUUUGAGAUGGCAUCGAGUUUGUCACAACGGGAUGGUAGGAAUAUGGGUUGAUACCAUUCCUAAGGAGACAGAGGGAGAAAAAUCGAAACUCCUUCAGCGACAUAUGGAAAAUCGACCCAUCUAUGGAGACCUUCCACUCUAUCGCCGCAUUUGCAAAACAGAAUUGAAACAUUAUGGCAACACAAGUUUUAGGCCUGUGUGGGGAAUCUGGAAUGAGUUGUCAAACAGAACGGAAGAUAUGCUGUAUUUCUCUGAAGGAUCUUUGUAUAUUGGAGAGCUUCUUUUCUUCGAUAAGACAACCGUUUUAAACACGCAUGCGUGGAUAAUGCGAUACAUUCGUUUCGCGCCGGACAUUCGACAACGUGUCGCGGAUGUCCUGAAAAUGAUGGGUCACCCUUUUAAUGCAUUGCACGUGCGCAGGACCGAUCAUCCGACAAGUUUUCACAUGAAACAGGAGUAUUGGUUACAGCAACUAAACAUGCGAGAUGCAGUGAAUUUAACAAAAACUCUUUACAUUGCCACCGACGAAGAAGACAAAACUUGGUUUAAACCAUUUAGUGACGCAGGGUACAAUUUAUUUUUCGCUGAAGACUUCAGUGAUCAGUUGCGACUUGGAAACGUAAGCCCUGCUGUCACUCAGGACAUGUUAGGCUUGUGUGAGCAGCUCAUUUGUGCGCAUGCUGACCAUUUCGUGGGAUCGUAUUAUUCGACAUUUACCAUGUACAUUAAGCGGCUAAGAAAACAACUGACUUGGAAAAAAGGAAUGAUGCGAAAGCCUUACACCUCUAUCGUAUGGGCUGGAACGACUGAUGACCGAAACUAAUGUCAUCACACUGCAGUGUUUGGUGACAAACUCCCAUCAAACUUUGAAAUCAGUUUUGUUCUUCCACAAGACGUCUUAUUUUAUGGUUAGCUCCGUGAAUGGGUAAGAUGAACCGAAUCCUGCGCUGAGAUUGGCUACCUGAGCCGGCAAGAUGGCACUAUCUUGUCAGCUUGGGAUUUUCAAUUCCGCUGUAUCCCGCAAGGAAAUAGUGUUCUUUUUUCCAUAUAUAAAUACAUUCUUUAUUGACCAAGCUUGUUCUUUUCUUUUGCGUGUUUAUGGACUUCGACUCUGUCUUGGUCCGUAAACAAGCCAAACAAGAACUUGGCCAAAAUCCGAUCCAGGCAUCUUGACCUAACGGUUGGUCAACAACCCAUGCAGCUGACAGUUUUUCAGUAGAUAUAGCUUCAGGUGCUAAACAUGUGCCUCACCCCACGCCCAACAUACCUUUCAGUGCUUUUUUGUUUGUUUGUUUUUUAACUCAAUUACCUUGCCCAAGUAGGUAAAAUGGUCAAUAUCGACAGAGCACUUUAAUGUUAGUAAAAUGGCAAAGAUUGUGAGACAUAGCUUCUCAAAGGCGAAGAGUUUUACAGACCUUUGUAUGCUGGGGGGAGGGUGCGGGCAAAUUUAUGCCAAAUGUAUACAAACGUCUGGUAACAUUUUAUGACUCCGUAUAACCACAUUUUCACUAUUUGCCAGCAUGACAACAGGAAGCGUAGCCAGUGUGCAAUAUUGCAAGGUGCUCUUUCCAGCCUUGUCACAAACUUAGACAACAGAUUAAAAAAAAAUGUGGUUGGAAGAACCGUAGAAUGGUCCUUUCUAAACAACUUUUUGACGACUAAAGCUUAAACAUGACCGCCUCUUUUAAGGGGAAACUUUAAGAUACUUGGCUUUUGCAAUGUCAAUCGUCUAGCUAUCAUAUCUUCGAAACAUUCAAGAGAUUUGUAGUAACAUUGUUCAUUUAAUGUAGCUGACGACGAAUAACAGUGUUUCCGAAAUAAGAUUCAUCACAAAACGUUAUAAUUAUGUGCAAAAAAUUGAAACACUUAUCUAUAUAUACAGUGUAAAUAAAGAGUAAAAGCUUAGUUGUCGAGAUAAAGUUGACAUUCGUCUUCUUCCCUAGCUCAAGACACGUCUGACACGGGACUCUAAAAAUUCCAUUCUGAUGACGUAGCUUUAAGGAGAUCCGCGUAGCGUCUCUGAUUGUUUGUUCCUCGAGUUUGAAUUUUCGCGCGCAAGUAACAAGCAAUCGGAUACAGCUCUUGCAUCUCUGUAGAGCUACGUGGAAAAAGGGUUUCGAAUAGCAGACUGAGUCUCUCAGGACGUGGGCUAGCUCACUAAAAUUCUUAGAUCUUUGUCGAUCUGAGACGAACUGAACAACUUAUAGUUAUUGUACAGAAGUUUAAGAACUCAAGUUUAGCCAGCCAAAAAAUCAGAUCGGACCUCCCAUAUGCGGAUUUGCUGGCGACAAAGGAAAGUGUCAGCUAACGCUUUGGAGAGGUGUGGGACCCGACUAGGGGAGGUUAUAAAUGCAGUACUCUUAUCUGGCUGGGACCAUGAAUAAGUGUCCGUGUACAGUACAGGAGCUGACCGUUGGCGAAUGUUCAGCUGUGGUUGAAUAGCGGCUGUUCCUGCACAUAGACUGCUACAUUUUGUUUCCAUUCCUUAUGGCUUUAUCACUAUCUAUGCUGAACCGUUUCUCCAUGAAUGCCCUUGUAGCAGGUUUGUAUUUUUCGCUUCUGUCGAGGGAGUACGUGCGCGUUCUCUUGCCUUUACCAGUCAAAACUUGUCUGAAUCCUGCUGACCGCAUGGGAUCGCUGUAAUUUGUAAAAUGAGGCGCUUUGUGUUGCUGUGUUUCAAACUCAUAUCCACUUAAACUUGCUAAGCUGGAUUGAAGAUCGGUUUCGGACAUGUUGGACAUCGAGUUCUUGAUCUGACGCAUGCGCUUUAUUGACGGAGUUGCUAUGUACUUCUUCCGUUGUUUGUCGCUAUAUUUAGCUUCAAAUCGAACUUUCGUGCUGUCGACGUAUUUUCGUCUAGCUCUAGAUGCUUCUUCGUCUUGUUUUCUGAGUGUAGAAUGCCUCCUUAUUGGCGCAAACUCAGUAGUUAUCGGUCUUUUCUCUUUAACGAUAGCUCUCUGCGGGAGCGAAACGUCAUCAAUUGCGGCAUUCGUAGAAAAGUCCGUAGAUACACCAGUGAAUCGAACAAAUC